Messenger RNA from Agrilus planipennis (emerald ash borer), 3242 nucleotides. Its product is annotated as guanine nucleotide-binding protein G(q) subunit alpha. The transcript is spliced from 9 exons. Gene Ontology annotation, biological process: phospholipase C-activating dopamine receptor signaling pathway; adenylate cyclase-modulating G protein-coupled receptor signaling pathway. The coding region runs from base 500 to 1690 and encodes 396 amino acids. Gene Ontology annotation, molecular function: G-protein beta/gamma-subunit complex binding; GTPase activity; G protein-coupled receptor binding. The record is from RefSeq and is a predicted model, not a curated record. Lineage: Eukaryota; Metazoa; Arthropoda; Insecta; Coleoptera; Buprestidae. Gene Ontology annotation, cellular component: heterotrimeric G-protein complex.
UGCUCUUUUAAAAGGCAGCGCCAUAUUCGCAAUAGGCGGCUACCGUUCAGCAAAAGCCGAUAAUUUAUUAAUGUAAUUCAUAGUGCUAUGGUGCUAUCAAAUUAUUAAAAAGGGGCCUUGCUAUGGCGAUUCGCCGACCACGCGGCACCUAACCGUGUUUCCGAAACGUCUAGACUCGUCGUUUUAUCAUCGUUGUGUAACCUUAAAGUUGACAAUUGCUAUCUGUCGUGGCUGUGCCCCACCGACGUUGAUAAAAAACGAAUGAGUAAUCCGAUUAGCGAGAUGGUGAGGCUUCUUUCGCCUUGUUAUGCUUUGUUAGUUAAACGAGAUUAAGCUUUAUAAAAGUAUGUUGAUGGUUUAAGUGUGCACCACACCCAAGAACGUGAUGGUUAUUCGGCGGUGAAGUGCUGACUGUCAUUAGAAGAGGGUACGGGUGGUUUUUUGUGGAUGCUAGGCCCCAGGCCCCAUCGACCCCAGUUGCGUAUAGCCGAGCUUGACCAUGGCUUGCUGCCAGAGCGAUGAGGUUAGAGAACAGAAGAGAAUCAAUCAGGAAAUUGAAAAACAACUGCGGCGAGACAAGAGGGACGCUCGCAGGGAGCUCAAGUUACUGUUAUUAGGUACUGGUGAGUCAGGCAAAUCAACUUUUAUAAAACAGAUGAGAAUUAUUCAUGGAGCUGGAUAUUCUGAUGAAGACAAACGUGGCUUUAUAAAACUAGUCUAUCAAAAUAUAUUUAUGGCAAUGCAGAGUAUGAUUAGGGCGAUGGAUCUUUUAAAAAUACAGUAUGCCUCACCAGAUAGUGGUCAAAAAGCAGAACUGAUUCGAAGUGUUGACUAUGAAACAGUGACAACAUUUGAAAAUCCUUAUGUAGAUGCAAUAAAGGACUUAUGGAGCGACGCUGGCAUCCAGGAAUGUUAUGAUAGACGUCGAGAGUACCAAUUGACAGAUUCUGCCAAAUACUAUUUGAUGGAAAUUGACCGCGUUGCGGCCCCCGACUACUUGCCAACCGAACAGGAUAUCUUGCGGGUUCGUGUGCCCACCACAGGCAUUAUAGAGUAUCCCUUUGAUCUGGACGAGAUUAGGUUUAGUUAUCUUAGUGAUUUGGAGCGGUUAAGAGAUCCAAAUUAUUUACCUACAGAGCAAGACAUCCUCAGGGCUCGAGCACCAACCACUGGAAUCAUUGAAUACCCUUUCGAUUUAGAUUCCAUCAUAUUUAGAAUGGUAGACGUAGGAGGUCAGAGGUCAGAGAGAAGAAAGUGGAUUCACUGUUUCGAAAACGUCACCUCCAUCAUUUUCUUAGUAGCUUUAAGUGAAUACGACCAAAUCUUGUUUGAGUCUGAAAAUGAAAAUCGAAUGGAAGAAUCUAAGGCUCUAUUUAAAACCAUAAUUACGUACCCGUGGUUCCAGCACUCCUCUGUGAUUCUGUUCUUGAACAAGAAGGAUUUGCUCGAGGAGAAAAUCUUGUAUUCGCAUCUGGUUGAUUAUUUUCCGGAAUAUGACGGUCCCCAAAGAGACGCAAUCGCCGCUAGAGAGUUCAUCCUGCGGAUGUUCGUAGAUCUUAAUCCCGAUGCCGAAAAGAUCAUAUACUCUCAUUUCACUUGCGCAACAGACACGGAAAAUAUAAAGUUCGUAUUCGCCGCGGUGAAGGACACGAUACUUCAGUCGAACCUGCGGGAAUACAAUCUGGUGUAGGAGUCAGCCAUGGCAGACGACGACGCCUGGAUGCGUUGUCGUCUCAUCAACCCUACGGGCGUCCAAACGACGCCGGUGACGUGCGACCGCAACGGACGCAACAUUUCUUAUUAUUAUUGUUGUUGUGCGCGACAUAGUGUGAUGAUGAGUGACGCCCGCAAGUUUUUAGUGCAUUUCUCUUAGUUAUUUAAUUAAUUAAUAUAAUAAGCAAAGAAACGAUUAAUUAAAAAUGAACACAACACAGAAGAGAUCGAUUGAAGAGAGAAGAAAAGGUAGAAAGAAAGAAUAAUCAGGGAUAGGAAUCAGAACCAGACGGAUCGGAAAGAAAGAUGGAAAGGGAGACGGAUGCAAAAAAAUCGAUAAUUGAUGGAUUUGAUUGUUUUCGUAAAACAGAAAAAAAAUAGUCAUUUAUUAUAGACAGUGUUUUUGAAGUGUAAAGUUACUACUAUUACUACUAUUACUAUUUACUAUUAUUCUAUUGCAAACCAGAAUUUAUUCAUUUCUACAAGAAACAAACAAAAGAGAAAUUAUAAUUCCAGGAGCUUCUGGCCGUCACGGUGGUUGCAUUUUUUUUAAUCAGAUACUACGCGGGCUGCUACUGGGAGCAUCUCAGUGAUAUUGUUUCAUGUAUCGCUUCGAUAUAUUGAUAUGAUAUUCCACUGGAAAUGGUGACAGUAGCAACUGGCGAAGGGUCUGGAAGAUAGAGGCAACAAAACGACUGAAAACCCCAGAAGCCUGGACUAACAUUACGGACUCUGGCCGUUAAAGCCUAAGCAGCAUUUAAAAAAGAUACGAUUACUUCUACUACUAACUACUAUUACUAUUAUAUGCGACUUUUGAAUGCCAUGCAUUUUUGUACGACGGACUAAACUACGACUUUGGCUGUCUGGUCAGGUUUUUGUUUUUAAAUUUUAUCAUUUAUCUCACCCCCGCCCGACACCGCCUCCGCCACCGUCACCAACACUUCAACCACUGCCUUUCCCACAGCUUAUGUUAUGCCGUCGAAUGUCUCCGCAACAAAUCUUAGUAUUUAUUAUUAAUUAAAAGUGCAGAAAUUACGUAUGAUGAUGUGUGAUGAUGAAUAAUAAAGCAGAAGAAACAAAUAUGAAAUUACCUACUACUAAAUAAUAAUAAUAAUAAUAUUAAUGAUAAUAAUGUCCGGCUUCGUUAUUGUUUUUUGUGCACGGAGCAGCAGCAAACAGUUGAAACGUAAGAGAAAAAAAAGUAAAAGAUACACGUCCAAAUAAAUGGGGGGGACCAGGUCUGACGCGUGGACAAGUAGCGACUAAAGGGGGGCCUCCCUGGCGUCUUUCUACUCGCCUUACGCAUCUUCCGCCCCUUUAAAAAAAACUCCUGCGUAUAUACAUGCAUAUACAUUAAUAGUACAUAAUAUACAUACAUAUAUACAUGCAUAAAGCGCGUUUUUUUAUCGAGCUAUCGAUUUGUUUAUUGAUGUAGUUUUACGACAGAUUAACAUGAUGCCCCAUAUGAAUUAUUAUAUACGUCUGGAAAUUGUGUUUCCAAAAAUAAAAUAAUUCUGUGUUUUUCGUAA